This is a messenger RNA of Aureobasidium pullulans EXF-150, 5010 nucleotides long. RefSeq lists its product as uncharacterized. Gene Ontology annotation, biological process: transmembrane transport. Gene Ontology annotation, cellular component: membrane. The coding region runs from base 187 to 4815 and encodes 1542 amino acids. The transcript has a single exon. The record is from RefSeq and is a predicted model, not a curated record. Gene Ontology annotation, molecular function: ATP binding; ATP hydrolysis activity; ABC-type transporter activity. Lineage: Eukaryota; Fungi; Ascomycota; Dothideomycetes; Dothideales; Saccotheciaceae.
CCUCAGCAUCUCUGGCAAUAUUAAGGGAAGCCGUUCGCUCUGGUUGCCGGCAUCUUUGUUUCUUUGGAAAUUCAGUUGCAUACGCCACAUACCUCGACCAGCAGCAGCAAUUACCUGCUUGCAACAAGGGCUUGUCCCUUCGACUUUAACCCCAAUUAGCUUCAACGACAUAAUACAUUAAUCAACAUGUCGCUUGUAGGCAACUUUACCUUCAACAACUACGAUGGUGAAAACCAGCGUAGUGGAGUCAGUGCUCUGGGAGGCACUGCCUUCCACCAUGACGAGCACCACGAACAGGCCGACAACUCGACCCGGGAUACACACUUAAACCCUUCUCGCCACGAGCACUCUCACAUUCCUGCAUCCCGCCAGACAUCGCGGACCUUCACCACCGAGCAACAAGACCAAUCACACAAUGGUAUUCACAACGGCACAUAUUACCCCGACGGAAUCGCGCCAUCAGACGAGAAGGUCGAGCUCGAACCCGCAGAAUCACCAUCAUCAUCUCAGAGCGAAGCCGCCUACGAAAGAGAAGAGAAGGUUCACGAUCUCGCAAAGACUUUGAGCCGUACCAUGUCACAAGCGCCCGACGACCCAUUCACAUACGACGAGGACUCGCCCCUUAACCCCAAUGGCCCUAACUUCAAAGCCCGCGAAUGGGUAAAGUCCAUGUUCAAGUUGAACCAAAGAGAAGGCGUGCAACAACGUACCGCCGGUAUUGCUUUCAAGAACCUGAGCGUUCACGGUUUCGGUGCCGACUCGGAUUACCAGAAGACUGUUUCGAACGUCGCUCUCGAGGUGGUUGGAGGCAUCAAGAAGCUGAUGGGCCUUGAGAAGCCCAGGAGAAUUGAUAUUCUCCGCGACUUCGAAGGUGUCGUCAACCCCGGUGAGAUGCUUGUCGUUCUCGGUCCUCCUGGUUCUGGAUGCUCCACUUUCCUCAAAACUUUGACUGGUGAGACCCACGGUUUCAAUGUUGACGAAAAGUCACACCUUAACUACCAGGGUAUUGAAGCCAAGGACAUCAACACCAAGUACAGAGGAGAAGCCAUCUACACCGCUGAAGUAGACGUCCACUUCCCAAACAUGUCUGUCGGCGAUACCUUGUACUUCGCAGCUCGCGCGCGCGCUCCCCGUCAAGUUCCUGGCGGCCUUUCCAAGGUCAGAUGGGCAGAGGUUUCCAGAGACAUGAUCAUGGCCACUUUCGGUAUCUCCGAGACCAUCAACACUCAGGUCGGAAACGACUUCAUUCGUGGUGUCUCUGGUGGUCAGAGAAAGCGUGUUUCGAUCGCUGAGGCCGCUUUGAGCGGUGCUCCUCUCCAGGCUUGGGACAACUCCACUCGUGGUCUCGACAGUGCUAACGCUGUUGAGUUCUGUAAGACUCUGCGCCUUUCCUCCGAGUUCUUCGGCACCACUCCCAUGGUUGCUAUCUACCAAGCUCCCGGUGCUGCUUACGACCUCUUCGACAAGGUCAUUGUCCUUUACGAGGGACGCCAGAUCUUCUUCGGCGGUGCCGUUGAAGCCAAGGGAUACUUUGAGAACCUUGGCUUCGAAUGCCCUGAUCGUCAAACCGACGCCGAUUUCCUUACCUCCAUGACUUCCGCUCAAGAGCGUGUCAUUCGCAAGGGCUGGGAGAACAGGGCUCCUAGAACCCCCGACGAAUUUGCUGCUUGUUGGAAGGCCAGUCCUCAACGCGAGCGCCUCCUGAGAGAAAUCGACGAGUUUGACCGCAAGUACCCCUUCGGUGGAGAAGCACACGAGACUUUCGCUUCAUCGCGCAAGGCUCAGAAGGCAAAGGGACAGCGUGAGGCUUCUCCUUACACCUUGUCUUACCCUCAGCAGGUCAAGUUGUGCUUGUGGCGUGGUUUCCAGCGUCUGAAGGGAGAUCCCAGUCUGACCUUUACUCAACUCUUCGGUAACUUCAUCAUGUCUCUCGUCAUCGGUUCUAUCUUCUACAACCUCGACAACGGCACCGACUCUUUCUACAGCAGAGGUGCUCUUCUCUUCUUUGCUAUCCUCAUGAACGCUUUCGGUUCCGCUCUCGAAAUUUUGACCCUCUACGCCCAAAGACCCAUUGUCGAGAAGCACUCCAGAUACGCUCUCUAUCAUCCCUCCGCCGAAGCUUUCGCAUCUAUGCUUACAGACAUGCCCUACAAGAUUUUGAACGCCAUCAUCUUCAACACAACGCUCUACUUCAUGACCAACCUCCGUCGUGAACCUGGACCUUUCUUCUUCUUCCUGCUCGUCUCUUUCUUCCUCACCCUGACCAUGAGUAUGUUGUUCAGAACCAUCGCCUCGGUCUCACGUACCCUUUCGCAAGCUAUGGCUCCUGCCGCUAUCUUGAUUCUGGCUAUCGUCAUCUUUACUGGUUUCACCAUUCCUACCCGCUACAUGCUUGGGUGGAGUAGGUGGAUCAACUACCUCGAUCCUGUGGCUUAUGGUUUCGAGGCCUUGAUGAUCAACGAGUUCCACGGCAGACAAUUCCCUUGCUCGGCACCUGUUCCGUUGUACGGAACUUACGACCAGCUAACUCAGGUCUGCGCCACUGUCGGUGCUGUCGCCGGUAACAACUUUGUCGAUGGAGACGCCUACAUCAACUCAUCGUUCGAAUACUACCACAGCCACAAGUGGCGCAACUUCGGAAUCGUCAUUGCCUUCAUGAUUGGUCUGAUGUGCUUCUACCUUGCUGCCACUGAAUUCAUCUCUGCCAAGAAGUCCAAGGGUGAAGUCCUUGUGUUCCGUAGGGGUCACGCACCUGCUGUCCUCACCAAGAACACCCCCGACGAUCUCGAGGCUGCCGGUGCUGCUCAAGCUGUUGCUGAGAAGCAGCACCAUGACACUAACCCCACCGACAUCAUCAAGAAGCAAACCGCCGUUUUCCACUGGGAGGAUGUCUGCUACGACAUCAAGAUCAAGAAGGAAGAUCGCAGAAUUCUUGACCACGUCGAUGGUUGGGUCAAGCCCGGUACUCUCACUGCUCUCAUGGGUGUGUCUGGUGCAGGAAAAACUACUCUGCUUGAUGUUCUUGCUACUCGUGUCACCAUGGGUGUCAUCUCGGGUGACAUGUUCGUCGAUGGUCGCCAACGUGAUGAUUCCUUCCAGAGAAAGACUGGUUACGUCCAACAGCAAGAUCUUCAUCUCCAGACCUCGACCGUUCGCGAGGCUCUCAACUUCAGUGCUCUUCUUCGUCAACCUGCCCACGUCUCUCGCCAGGAAAAGCUAGACUAUGUUGAUGAGGUCAUCAAGCUCUUGGAUAUGGAAGAAUACGCCGAUGCCGUCGUCGGUGUGCCCGGUGAAGGUCUCAACGUCGAGCAACGUAAGCGUCUGACUAUUGGUGUCGAACUCGCUGCUAAGCCGGAGCUUCUUCUCUUCUUGGAUGAGCCCACCUCCGGUCUCGACUCUCAAACUUCUUGGGCUAUCUGUGAUCUCAUGGAGAAGCUCACCAAGUCCGGCCAGGCCAUUCUCUGCACUAUUCACCAGCCUUCUGCUAUGCUGUUCCAGCGUUUCGAUCGUCUUCUCUUCCUCGCCAGAGGUGGUAAGACUAUUUACUUCGGCGAAGUCGGCCAGGGUUCGCACAUUCUGACCUCCUACUUCGAACGCAACGGUGCUCACCAGUGCCCUCCUGAUGCCAACCCUGCCGAAUGGAUGCUCGAAGUCAUUGGUGCAGCUCCCGGUUCUCAUUCCGACAUCGACUGGCACCAGACUUGGCGCGACAGCCCUGAAUACCGCGAGACUAAGACUGAGCUCGAGAGACUCCGCACUCAGCUUCCCAAGGAAACUCAACCUUCGACCGAUCCUAACGACCAAACCAGCUUCCGCGAAUUCGCUGCUCCCUUCGGUGUUCAGUUCAUGGAAGUCACCAAGCGUGUCUUUAUCCAGUACUGGAGAACCCCCAGUUACAUCUUCUCAAAGCUCGCUUUGUGUACUUUCUCGGCUCUUUUCAUCGGAUUCGUGUUCUACAAGGCCCCGAACUCCCAGCAAGGUCUCCAGAACCAGCUCUUCUCCAUUUUCAUGCUGUUUACCAUCUUCGGUCAACUUGUGCAACAGAUCAUGCCUCACUUCGUUACACAGCGUGCUUUGUACGAGGUUCGCGAGCGCCCUUCCAAGACAUACUCCUGGAAGGCUUUCAUGUUGAGCAACAUCCUCGUCGAGCUGCCUUGGAACUCUCUUGGAGGUAUCAUCAUCUUCUUCUGCUUCUACUACCCCAUUGGUUUGUAUCGCAACGCUGUUCCUGAUGGUCAAGUUACCGAGCGCGGUGGCCUCUUCUUCUUAUUCGUCUGGCAGUUCCUUCUGUUCACCUCUACCUUCACCAACAUGGUCAUUGCUGGUAUUGAUCUCGCUGAGACCGGUGGUAACAUCGCCAACUUGAUGUUCUCCUUGACUUUGAUUUUCUGUGGUGUCCUUGUUGGACCCACCGUCAUGCCUGGUUUCUGGAUCUUCAUGUACCGCGUGUCGCCCUUCUCUUACCUCGUCGAUGGUAUGUUGUCUGUCGGUGUUGCAAACACUAACGUCAUCUGCGCCGACAACGAGUAUCUUCAGUUCCGCGCACCUCAGGGUCAGGACUGUGGAACAUUCAUGCAGCCUUGGAUCUCCAGCUAUGGCGGCUAUCUCCAGAACAACCAAACCAUGGACUGCCAAUUCUGUCAGAUCUCGGACACCAAUGUCUUCUUGUCUUCGGUCAGCUCUUCAUACAGCCACCGCUGGAGAAACUUCGGUAUUCUCUGGGUCUUCAUCAUCUUCAACGCUGUCGCCGCUGUUGGUAUUUACUGGCUUGCUCGUGUGCCCAAGAAGCCCAAGAAGAAGUCAAAGGCCGAGUAAGCGACUAGUUGCUUGACUUCUCUGCCUUUUCGGAUGUUUUGUCCUUUUUCUUGCCUCUCCACUUUUACAAUAGAGGUGCCUUUUGCAUUUUGGCGAUUCAUGUUCGAUUCAUUUCACUACUAGUUGUUUAUACCCUGUCCUUUCCCUAAAACAUAGAGGAAUAUAUAUUGCAAAAUUGACAUUUUAUCACUUAAA